CGCCGCGCGUUGCUUGGGCCGCGGAAGCGCGCAGCCGUCCAGCUUCCGGAAGUGGGUUGGAGCGGGCGGCGAGGGCAGAGCAUUGGCUUUCAUUCUUCAACAUCCCUAGAAGACACAGUUCUCUCCAGAGCCUGCUCCAUCCUGGAAUCCCCUCAUCUAAAAGGCCCUGUGAAGCCAGACAAUGCCUGUUGACUUGGGGCAGGCCCUGGGCCUGCUUCCUUUUCUGGCCAAGGCUGAGGAUGCCACAUUCUCUGGGUCAGAUGUUAUCCAGCAAAGAGAGCUUGCCAACCCUGAGACUGCUCGCCAGCUUUUCAGGCAGUUUCGUUACCAGGUGAUGUCUGGGCCCCAGGAGACGCUGAGACAACUCCGGAAGCUCUGUUUCCAGUGGCUGCGGCCAGAGGUUCACACCAAAGAGCAGAUCCUAGAGAUUCUCAUGCUGGAGCAGUUUCUGACCAUCCUCCCUGGGGAGAUUCAGAUGUGGGUGAGGAAACAGUGUCCCGGCAGCGGAGAAGAGGCAGUGACCCUUGUGGAAAGCUUGAAGGGAGAUCCCCAGAAACUGUGGCAGUGGAUCAGCAUCCAGGUUCUAGGACAAGAGAUCCCAUUUGAGAAGGAGAAUUCAGCCCGCUGCCAUGGGGACAAGGUGGAGCCUGCACUGGAGGCGGAGCCCACUGUGGAGGUGGUGCCUCAGGACCUGCCCCUUCAGAAUUCAUCCUUGGCACCUGGGGAGCUACUGAGCCAUGGUGUGAAAGAGGAAUCAGAUAUGGAGCCAGAAUUAGCUCUGGCUGCCUCCCAGCUUCCUGCCAGACCUGAGGAGAGGCCGACUAGAGACCAAGAGGUGGGAACAGCACUUCUCCCAUCACUACAGGAGGAGCAGUGGAGACACUUGGAUUCUACUCAGAAGGAGCAGUACUGGGAUCUCAUGCUGGAGACCUAUGGGAAAAUGGUCUCAGGAGUAGCAGGCAUUUCCAACUCCAAACCUGACCUGACCAACAUGGCAGAAUAUGGGGAAGAGCUGGUGGGGCUGCACCUUCACAGCGCUGAGAAGAUGGCAAGAGCCCCCUGCAAAGAAGACAGACAAGAAAAUGACAAAGAGAACCUAAACUUGGAAAAUCACAGGGACCAGGGAUGUCUGGAUGUUUUCGAUCAGGCACCAGGAGAGGCUCCACCACAGACUGCCUUGAGUGAUUUCUUCGGUGAGAGUGAGCCGCAUCAUUUUGGAGGAGAGAGUGUCCCAGAGGCUCUGGAAAACCUUCAGGGUGAGGGAACUGGGGCACAUCUCUUUCCUCAUGAAAGGGGCUCUGGGAAACAGCUAGGUCAGCACAUACAGAGCUCUUCUUCGGGAGAGCUGUCUGCCUUGUGGCUAGAGGAGAAGAGAGAGGCCUCUCAGAAGGGCCAGGCCAGAGCCCCCAUGGCCCAGAAACUGCCCACCUGCAGAGAGUGUGGGAAAACCUUCUAUAGGAAUUCACAGCUUGUUUUUCACCAAAGGACUCAUACCGGAGAGACAUACUUUCAUUGCCGCAUUUGCAAAAAAGCCUUUCUACGAAGCUCAGACUUUGUGAAACAUCAGAGAACUCACACAGGAGAGAAGCCCUGUAAAUGUGAUUACUGUGGGAAAGGCUUUAGUGACUUCUCAGGCUUGCGCCACCACGAGAAAAUCCACACGGGAGAGAAACCCUAUAAAUGCCCCAUCUGUGAGAAAAGCUUUAUUCAGAGGUCAAACUUCAAUAGACAUCAAAGGGUUCAUACAGGUGAGAAACCUUAUAAAUGUACACACUGCGGCAAGCGGUUCAGCUGGAGCUCCAGCCUUGACAAGCAUCAGAGAUCACACUUGGGGAAGAAGCCCUGCCCAUAGCCACACCCCCAGACACUGCGGUCCAUUGCAACCCUGCUCAGAUCCUCCUAGAGGAACUUCGACCAGAAAGACCUCCUCUUCUCUGUGUUGCAGGGAGAGGAGCCGGACACUUUGAUGUGGAGGAGAUGUUGUUCUCAGUUAAGUGUGCUUAGUUUUUCCUUUUGCACCAGGAAAAGGAAACAGUGUUUGUUUGUUUCAGCUGGCCUCCUAUUUUGGACCCCUUGGGAAAGGCAUGCCAUGGAGGUAAUGGCUUUAGUAGCUCUCUCGGAUGAGAGAGAACCUGACUGGCGUAGCCACAGUCGCAGCUGGCAACGGGAAACUCAGAUGAGCUUUAGAACUGGGCUUCUAGAGCAGGCUGUCACAAAAGGGGAGGCAGUGUGGCCUGCGAGUGCACGCCGUCUUUGUCAGACAGGUGCAGAGUUCAUGUUUAACUGUCCCUUAUUUGAAAUAAACUGAGCUCACUUGGUCUCUAUCUUCCUUGUA
Molecule: messenger RNA, 2335 nt
Organism: Rattus rattus (black rat)
Lineage: Eukaryota; Metazoa; Chordata; Mammalia; Rodentia; Muridae
Gene: Znf18
Product: zinc finger protein 18
Exons: 7
Coding region: 182-1852 (556 amino acids)
Biological process (GO): regulation of transcription by RNA polymerase II
Molecular function (GO): RNA polymerase II cis-regulatory region sequence-specific DNA binding; DNA-binding transcription factor activity, RNA polymerase II-specific
Source: RefSeq, a predicted model, not a curated record